Messenger RNA from Onthophagus taurus, 1427 nucleotides. RefSeq names its product inactive CLIP domain-containing serine protease A3. Gene Ontology annotation, biological process: proteolysis. The record is from RefSeq and is a predicted model, not a curated record. Gene Ontology annotation, molecular function: serine-type endopeptidase activity. NCBI's taxonomy places the organism in Eukaryota, Metazoa, Arthropoda, Insecta, Coleoptera, Scarabaeidae.
AGUUCCAGUUGCUCGUGAAAUAACAACAAUUUUAAUUUUUUUUUAUUAUAUUUGGGUAUUUCCUUUAACCUUAACGUUGGAUAAUAAAUUAUUAUAAAAAUUCUAUUAAACAUAACACUUAUUAUUCGCAUUUACAAUUUAUAUUCAUACUCAACAACAAUGGAUGUAACCGGGACAAUUUCCAAUGACAAAUCUAAUUGUAAUAAUGGUAUAAAUUCAGGCAGAACGCACCACAAAUUUAGUCGUCACGAUAUUUUUCAACAACUCACAUCAAACUCUUAUUAAAACGAACAUGUUGUUAAUAACAUUUUUGAUAUCUCUUUUAUUUCAAAAUAUAUCUGGACAACUUACAACAGCUCUUCCUUACGUUUGCGUUCCAAUAGGAACCUGUACAACACCCACCAGUAGUCCUAAUGUAAUUGAUCCAAGAAUUGUAACUCCAACAACGUCGCCUUGUCCAGCGGGACAAGAAGCUUGUUUCAUAACAUCCCCAACUGGUCAAUGUGGAAGAAGGUAUGUUCAAAAUGUGAAUACCGCUGAUGGUGCAGCCACCUUAGGAGCUUUCCCAUGGUUGGCAUAUAUCACGAAUCAAACUGGUUAUACAGGAGUUGGUGUUUUGAUAAAUCCUCAAACUGUUUUGACAGCAGCUCAUAAAGUUUGCUUAAACGAACAAACUCCAAGCAAUGUAAGAGUUAGUUUAGGGGUUUAUUCACCAAGUAAUAUGGCAACUGCACAAAAUUCAACAGCUUCAUCUAUAGCGAUUCAUCCAAAUUUUAAUUGUGCUCAACCAUGGACAUUAAUUAAUGAUAUUGCUGUUAUUAGACUAUCCACGCCAAUUUCAAUUGGUAUUCAAACGAACGUUGGAACAGCUUGUCUUCCACCAGCUGCAGCCCCUGGUACAUCACCGUACGUGGGCAGAUCUUGUACUGUUGCUGGAUGGGGCCAAACUGGUUUCGGUACAAACGACGCACCAACAAAUCCCCAAAAACAAGUAACAGUACCAAUAGUAACCUAUCAGGAAUGUAGAGCUUCAAUGAGUAGAGCAGAUCUUCUGGGUAGUGCUGUUGAUAGAUUCUUAGAUCCUAACGGAGAGAUUUGCGCCGGAGGAUUAGCUCAAAGGGAUGCUUGCACUCAAGAUGGCGGAGCUCCUUUGGUUUGUGCAGAUACAACAACUGGCCAAUUUUAUAUUGCUGGGUUGGUUAUUUGGGGAAAAAGAUGUGGAUUACCUGGAGUAUAUGGGGUUUAUGUUAAUGUUCCCGUUUAUAGACAAUGGAUUGAUACGGUUAUAGCUAGUUUUGGUUAAGCAUUGUUUAGUUAAUGAUGUGACCCCGAAAAUUGUUCUAAAAAUAUAUUUUUGUAUAUUAAUCGAUUUGAUACCAUCAUAAUUUAUGUACAAUUCUAAUUAAUCUAUAAAUUUCAACAAACUG